Hyposmocoma kahamanoa is the source of this 810-nucleotide messenger RNA. It is a transcript of the gene Nelf-E, whose product is annotated as negative elongation factor E. Gene Ontology annotation, biological process: negative regulation of transcription elongation by RNA polymerase II. Gene Ontology annotation, cellular component: NELF complex. The record is from RefSeq and is a predicted model, not a curated record. Bases 16 to 810 code for a protein of 264 amino acids. Lineage: Eukaryota; Metazoa; Arthropoda; Insecta; Lepidoptera; Cosmopterigidae. The transcript is spliced from 4 exons.
AAACUGUAUUUAAAUAUGGUAUAUUUACAUUUUCCGUCCAACCUGACAGAAGAGGAGUUAAUGUUGCAAGCGAAAUAUCAAAAGUUAAAGAAAAAGAAGAAGGCAUUGCAAGCGUUGAAAGCGCCUAAACAGGAACCAGAGAAACCAGUGCUCCCGAAGCGGCCUACUGAAGCUCGUGAUGCUCGUGAAAUAGCACGAAAAUUGAUUAAAAGUGGUGCUAUUCAAGCUAUUAAAAGCCCCCCGCCUCAGCCACAGAACGCUACUUUUAAGAGGCCUAGAGCAGGAAGAGAAAGGAAGCUAAGUGGAUCAGCAGGAGCCACAGGAGGAGUAGCAUCAUAUCAGCCAUUUAGUGCAUCCCAAGAGCCACCUCCCCCUGAGGAGAAGCCUGCACCACGUGUUAAAUAUCUCUAUGACUCUUUUGUUACAGCUCGGGAUAAGGAUGAUAAAGGCCCCAGACCUCACCAUGGUGGUGACAACCCCAAUACAAACCGGACCCAGAGCAACACCCUACAGGUGACAGGACCUAGUCUCACUGAGGAAGGCAUCAGGCGCAGGCUUGCAGCAUUCGAGCCUUUUACUGUGGCACAAGAACCAGAUGAAGACAAAAUAUUUGUAACAUUUGAAACUGUGGAGGCCGCGGCCCAUGCCCAGACAUCACUGGAGACUGGUGAUGAGGGCUGGCGAGUUGUAUCAGCGCGACGACCCCCACAAACUGCAGGAACAUGGGCACCUGCACCCUCUCCAAGAAACCCUCAGCCACCUAAAGAUUCUAAACGCAAUCUAGUUACUUAUGAUGAUAUAUUUGAUUAA